Amphibalanus amphitrite is the source of this 770-nucleotide messenger RNA. RefSeq lists its product as uncharacterized. The record is from RefSeq and is a predicted model, not a curated record. Bases 125 to 634 code for a protein of 169 amino acids. The transcript is spliced from 3 exons. NCBI's taxonomy places the organism in Eukaryota, Metazoa, Arthropoda, Thecostraca, Balanomorpha, Balanidae.
UAGGUGUUUUUUCGUUUUGUCAUAUAUCGACAUGUAUUGAAGUCCGCUGAUCCUGUCUGUAUGUGUGUCUGUGUGUUUUCCAGAUUGUCCUGAUCUCACGGCCGGCAGCCUGGAGACCCUCACCAUGUGCCCCAAGCUGACGAGUCUCACCCUGUCCGGCGGCGUCCCUGACACCGUGAGCCUGGAGCCCCUCACCAGGUGCCCUGAGCUGUACAAUCUCACCCUGUCCGGCGGCGUCCCCGACACCGUGAGCCUGGAGCCCCUCACCAGGUGCCCUAAGCUGCUCAGUCUCACCCUGUCCGGCGGCGUCCCUGACGCCGUGCUGGACAGUCUCAGUGGCUGCCCCAGGCCGUUGUUCCUUACACUGGGGGACCGCCAGCGGCCGGCAGAGACGGCCUUCACAGCAGCAGCGGUCACCAGACUGGUGAAGUCGUGUCGGGAGCUGCGGGAGCUGUACCUUCACUGCACGGCAGACACCGGCCGGGCCGUGCUGACCGCCUUGAAUGAGGCGGAUUUGGGCCGGGACCGUUAUUGCCGGCCCCGUACCAUCUGGCUCCAUGUCCCCGGGGAGCUGUACCGUCAGCUGUGGAUCCAGGGAGGCGGUCGGGUCAGUGUGAGUGAGUGGAAGCAUUGAUGCGCUGCACUACCGACCGUGCAGUGAUGAGCUGACUGCAGAGAGGCCGAGCCAGUCGGCCGGGGCCGCCAGCUGACUGCUGCCGUGUGUGCUGCACCAGCCGGCACUGAGAGCGGCGCCGGUCAGCCGGCACACG